AUGGUCGUUUCCAAGGAGUUGGAGGAUGGUUUUGAUUUGGAUAAAAUCGAUGCGGAAAUCAAAAUCGAGAAAAUCCGGCAGACAGCGUCGAAAUUAUCAUGGGAAGGCUUCCAUCAAGCACUUCGCCGAAAUCUGAUGGAGUUGGAGGAUGGUUUUGAUUUGGAUAAAAUCGAUGCGGAAAUCAAAAUCGAGAAAAUCCGGCAGACAGCAUCGAAAUUAUCGUGGGAAGGCUUUCAUCAGGCUCUUCGCCGAAAUCUGAUGGAAAAACGUUUUGUCUUCGACACAGAGGGACGGAUCGAUCUUCUGCAAGCCAUCUCUACUAUCAAGCGUAAUCUUCCCGUUGACAAAAACGCAGAACUACCCGUGAAAUUGAAACAAUUGUCGGAUAGCUUGGAAUGUGUGUUGACUACACAGGGUGCAACUACGCUACUAAAAAACGUGGAUAUAUCAAUUGAAUUCGCGCAUGAAGGCGAUAAUGUUACCGCAUGCAGAAUUGGUUAUUUUGGUAAACCAGCAGUAGCUUGCGAUGAAGCGGUUGAAUUGAUACAAGCUGGAGAAUUCGGUAAACUUCGUAGCAAAAUAUUUGCUGUACUGGCAACAAUUCCCAGUGGG
This is a messenger RNA of Cylicostephanus goldi, 612 nucleotides long. The record is from the annotation of a GenBank genome assembly. NCBI's taxonomy places the organism in Eukaryota, Metazoa, Nematoda, Chromadorea, Rhabditida, Strongylidae.